This is a messenger RNA of Entrophospora sp. SA101, 486 nucleotides long. The record is from the annotation of a GenBank genome assembly. NCBI's taxonomy places the organism in Eukaryota, Fungi, Glomeromycota, Glomeromycetes, Entrophosporales, Entrophosporaceae.
AUGCAUAAAGAUCAAUAUUUUUCAUCUUUUCAAAAUUCAUCAUGUGUUAAAGACCUUGUAGUAGAAAUUAUUAAUGGAGCACGAGAAGAUAUAAUCCCAGGGACACCUGAACCUUAUAUUGAGCUGUAUACAGCAUGUUGGCAAGCUGAUCCUGGAAAACGUCCACAAAUUUCUCAAGUAACUGAAGCUUUAGAAAAAAUUGUCAUUGGCAAAACAAUACAAAAUGCUGCUAACAUUACUUUAUCAGAGAGUAAUUUAAUGAAAAAUAUUGAAAAUUCAUCAUUGAAUGAUUCAAAUAAUUCUAAUUUGGAAACAGAUUCAGAUGAUGUCAAUAUUGAAACAAAUUACUCUUAUUUUCAAAUUACUAGUACAAUGGAAAAAGAAGCUUUAAAGAUUUCUCAUUUAAUUUUAUCAAUAAUGGGAAAAGACAAUAAUCAAAUAUUAAUGUUCUGCUCUAAAGAUGGAAAAAAAUGGGAUGUACAGUAG